Molecule: messenger RNA, 1872 nt
Organism: Pseudozyma hubeiensis SY62
Lineage: Eukaryota; Fungi; Basidiomycota; Ustilaginomycetes; Ustilaginales; Ustilaginaceae
Product: neddylation-related protein
Exons: 1
Coding region: 1-1872 (623 amino acids)
Biological process (GO): protein neddylation
Cellular component (GO): cytoplasm
Molecular function (GO): NEDD8 activating enzyme activity
Source: RefSeq, a predicted model, not a curated record
AUGUCGAGCAUUGGCGUAGACCCACUUCCGGCCUCGGACUCGCAAAUCACAAGCCAGCGACCCUCGGCGCAUACCCAGCGAUACGAUCGUCAAUUGCGGCUAUGGGCGUCUUCAGGACAGUCUUCGCUAGAAAAGUCUCGUAUCCUCGUGAUUGGAGCCUCGGCAUUGUCAGCUCAAAUCCUCAAGAACUUGGUGCUUCCAGGCAUCGGCUCGUUUGUGCUGCUCGAUGAUUCUAUCGUCGAUGCUGCAGACCUCGGCGUCAACUUCUUCCUGCAGCCUGGCGAGAGCGAAGGAAAGUACGCCGCAGAGGAGAUGUGUCGUCUGCUCACAGACAUGAACACCAGUGUCGCGUCAGAAGCCAAGCUCGAGGAUCCCGCCACGUUGCUGCAAACGGAUCCAGGCUUCUUUGCCGCCUUUACACUCGUCAUCUCGGUCAACCAGUCGAGGUCCUUCGACAUGGCGCUCUCCGAUACAUUGUGGGCGCUGCAGCCUCCAUCGCCACAGAUCCCUUUGCUUCGAGUGCGUAGCGCUGGCAUGCUGGCUGAGAUGCAAAUUAGCCUCAAGGAACUUGGCAUCAUCGAAACGCAUCCCGACAGCGUACUUGAUCUGAGAAUCACACGGCCAUUCCCAGAACUACUCGAGCUAGCGCAGCAAUUUGAUCUCAACACAAGCGAUACGAUGGAGCACAGUCAUAUCCCUUUUCCCGUCAUCCUGAUCAAGAAGCUGGCCGAGUGGCGGUCAACACACGAUGGCCAGCUGCCGGCAUCCAAGGACCGCGACGCUUUCGUCAAGCUGAUCAACGCAUCUCGACUCGCGGGCAAUCUGGACGCGGAAAACUUCGAUGAGGCGGUGUCCGCCUUGGGCAAGCAUCUGUGGCGGCCGCUCGCCUCCAAGGGAGCUGGAGGAGGUGGCGUACCCGACGAGGUAGAAGCCAUGUUCGAAGAUGCUGCAUGCUCAAAUGUCACACCAGCCUCGACCAACUUUUGGAUCCUGGUUCGUGCAUUGCGCGAGUUUGUAGCGACGUCACCGACCAAGUCUCUGCCCUUGUCGGGAUCGAUACCCGACAUGAAGGCCACAUCGUCUGGCUACAUCAAGCUGCAGAACACAUACAGAAGCAAAUCUCUGCAAGAUCUGGCGCAAUUCAAGCAGCUAGUGGCGGAGACCUGCAGAGCAGCAGGUGUCCAAGGUACAAUCGCCGAUGAUGAGAUCGAGGCGUUCGUCAAACACGCCGGCUAUCUCAAAUUGAUCCGCGGUCGCAGCGAGAGGCAGAGGAGUCAAGCACCCAAUCAAGAGACCGCCAUGCUGGCGUUCAUGGAUCCCGUCAACCCGUGCACGUUUCAACAUCACAUUGCUCUUGCAGCAGCGGACGAAUUCCUAGAGCAGCACGGACGCUAUCCCGGUGUUGCGCAGGUUUCGUCCUCGUCGUCCAUCGCAGCUGUGCCGACGACUUUCGUGGACGCAAACGGAUUGGAGGCGACUACGUCAGCUGACGAUCAGCACCGUGCAGCGAAGCGACAAAAGUCGGAAACACCGACGGGCGAGCUCGACGCGAGUGUGGCGGAUGUCAAGAUGCGCGACCUGACAACGGGCCACGACACGUCCAAGGACGAAGCCGAGCUGCUAGCGUUGGCAAAGACGAUGGCCACAACCAAGUUCGGCCUCUCGGAGGACGGCGACGAGUGGGAAAGGAUCGAACAGAGUGUCGGCGAGCUGGUGCGAUCGGGUGAUGCAAGCUUGCCUCCGACGACAGCCUUGAUGGGAGGCGUGGUAGCGCAGGAGGCGAUCAAGCUGAUCACCAAGCAGUACAUUCCAGCGGACAACACGGUCAUCUACGACGGCAUCCAGCAGGCUGUCGGUACGUUUCGGCUAUAG